Schistosoma bovis is the source of this 2650-nucleotide messenger RNA. The record is from the annotation of a GenBank genome assembly. NCBI's taxonomy places the organism in Eukaryota, Metazoa, Platyhelminthes, Trematoda, Strigeidida, Schistosomatidae.
CUUGAAUUGAACCACAUUUAAUCAUUGUCAACAAUAGUUUAAUAUCGAGAAAGAAGUUCACUAUUUCUGAAGAAUGAAGUUUAAUAUAUGUUAUGACAUUGUGUCGUUCUCUGACAUUUCUUAAACAUAUUUGUUUCUCUAUGCUAUGUUGUAGGUCGAAAUACAGAGCGGUAGAUACACCGAAUUCUGAGAUGGUGCGUGUUGUAAUUAAAAACCAGGUUUUUGAAGUAUCCCCUCGUUAUACUGACCUAAAUUAUAUUGGGGAAGGAGCGUAUGGAAUGGUUGUUGAUGCUUUCGACACAGUAAGAGGUGAGAAAGUUGCCAUUAAGAAGACCUCACCAUUCGAACAUCAAACGUUCUGCCAGCGAACAUAUCGGGAGUUGAAGAUUCUUCUUGGAUUUUCUCAUGAAAAUAUAAUUGAUAUCAAAAAUAUUAUACUAGUCGGAAACACAUUAGAGGAUAUGAAGGAUGUUUAUAUCAUUCAAACACUAAUGGAUACUGACUUGUAUAAAUUACUGAAAACACAGGAGUUGUCAGGAGAACAUACUUGCUAUUUUUUGUAUCAAGUACUCCGAGGUCUCAAAUACAUCCAUUCUGCAAAUGUUCUGCACCGUGAUUUAAAACCAUCUAAUUUAUUGCUAAAUGCAAGCUGUGAUCUAAAGAUCUGUGAUUUUGGAUUGGCUCGGGUUAACGAUCCUGAACAUGAUCAUAUGGGGAUGCUCACCGAAUACGUUGCUACACGAUGGUAUAGAGCCCCAGAAAUUAUGCUCAGCUCAAAAAGCUAUACAAAAGCUAUUGAUAUUUGGUCUGUAGGCUGCAUUUUUGGUGAAAUGCUAAAUCGUCGACCAUUGUUCCCCGGGAAACAUUAUGUUGAACAACUAACCCUUAUCUUAGGAGUUUUAGGAUCACCAAGCCGUGAGGAUCAAGUUUGGAUAGUGAAUGAUAAGGCUCGAAGCUUCGUGGAGAAGUUUAAAAAUAAUCCUCGUAAAUCAUGGAAAGAUAUUUAUCCUUCGGCGGAUGCUAAAACAAUCGACCUUCUUGAUCGUUUAUUAACAUUCAAUCCAACCACACGUAUCACCGUUGAAGAAGCCUUAGCUCAUCCUUAUUUUGAACAUUACUAUGAUCCUAGUGAUGAGCCUGUUGCUAAAAAACCAUUCAGUUUUGAAGAAGAAUUAGAUAAUUUACCUGUUAGACAAUUGAAAAAAAUGAUUUUUCAAGAAGUCAGUCAAUUUCGUGAACCAGAUUGAAGUCCUCUAUCGCUUAUAUAUCUAUCUAUCAGAUGUUUCAUAUAUCCUACAAGCUGUUUAUUUGAUUGUUUAUUCAUUUAGUCAAAUGUGUUGUUUACCACUGAUUCGAUUUAGUAAAAUUUGUAAACAUUCCACCAUAUAUAUAUAUAUUCCAGAGACUACUGCUAUGUGAAGAAUGUCCUUUAAAUAAUACACUUGCAUAAUUCCUUCAUCCAACCCCUCUCUCUGUUGCUGUUCCCAUAAUAAAUUACAUCUUUCUUUUUCGUCCAACAGAUAUGUAUUUGUCUCUCUUGCCUGUUGUAUUUCAUGCAUGUUCACGUGUGUUUGUUUGUUUGUUUGUUUUUACGUUUUUCUGUUGGUCGAUUAUGUUGUCAUUUUAUCUUUUAUCGUUUUGUUUAUUUGUUUGUUUGUUUUUCAAAUCAAAAUAAGAGAAUUCAUCAAUUUGACCUAAAACCUUUUUCUCCUAAUAAUAAUAAGGAUAACUUUUUCCUAACCAUAUUCAUCUUGAUGUAAUAAACAAAAAUACCGUUGUGUGAAAAUUGUGCCUUAAUCAAACAGUUAUGUUGUAUUUAUACUAUUGUUCUGUUCAAUCCGUUCCCUAUUGUGAAAAAUCACAUUACCAAACAAUCUAUAUUCAUUCUAUAAAAGAUUCUUUUAUGGAUGUAUUUUGUGUGUAUACAAAAACAGUUAUCAAUUCUAUUGAACGUGUAUUACUCCUUUUAGUCUUGUUUGGUUUUGUAUCAUUAUUUUUCGAUUCUAUUGUUUAUUCUCUAUUAUCAUUGUAGUUCUUCUCUGUGUUCGUUUUGGACAGCUGUGUAUACACUGAUACAUAUAUAUGUUAUACAUAGCUACUUCUUUCACAGUUUGUUUGUUUUAAUUUUUCGAUAUAAACAUUCAUCAACUCGUAUUAUUUCACCAUUUGUCUUUCCGUGACUUCUAUAUGGGGUGGUGGUGGUGGCGGCUCUGCGCCAAGCGUAUUACUUGUGAAUGGGGAAAUUCCUCAUUUGAUCCUUUUAUUUGAGAAAAAUGACUUAUUUAUCUUAUCAGAUCGUUCGGUUAUCCUCUACUUAUCAUCAUCAUCACUUCUCGCAAUUGACUAUCAUAUUUGUGGUUUGUUUUGUAAUUCACUAACUCGUCACCUAAUGUACACAUAAACAAAUCUGUCUUAAUUUUUAUCCUAUCAGCUCCUUUCUUUUUGUUAUUUUUGUUGUCAUCUUCCUUGUUUACUGUCUUUCUUAAUGAGUACAAUUAUCAUCCUUGCUUCGAUGCCCUACAUACACAAACAUUUUUAUAUAUUCUCAUUCUUAUCACAACCAACAAAUAUUGUAUCAUUACACCAUUUUAUAAAGUUGUUUAACUCUUCUGAUGUAUUUAUUUUUGCUGAAUAUACUAACUGUAUUGAU